UUGGGGAAGCUUAAAAAGUCAUAAGAACUUAUGCUCAAAGGGACAAUAUCACCGUAGAGAGUCGUGAUUUCUAACAAUUUUCACAAUAAUGUAAUAUUGUCAACUAUUAUGUUUUGUUCUCGAUUCUGCAGACAUGGUUUGUUAGCGUAUACCCAAACAAAAAGAUCACAAGCGUGUUCUUCUUCACAUUCUUUGUGACGGUCCAAACGGCAGCCUUUGCUGUCAUCAUCGAAACAAACCCAACCAUGUGGCAAGUCCGACCAGACAUUGAAAUGGUCACCAUCGUAUUCUCCGUAAGGAAACGACACCGACAUAGAAACCCAUAAACUAAACGAAUUAAGUUCAUAGUCAGUGAUAUAGGUAACGAAUUAGUUUGGGUUGGCAAAUGGCAGGCCAUAUUUGGGGGUAUGGUUCGUACUGGCGUCCACACAUGGUGCUUGCAAAGGAAGGGCCCAGUCUUUGUUGCAAUGUUCAAGCCCCUAGGCAUGGUCAUCGCCGUCGCCUUGGCCGUCAGCUUUCUUCGUGAGUCGCUUUGUCUUGGCAGAGGAACCGAGUUUGAGGUCUGAACGCAAAGAGAUGGCGGGAAGUGGAACAUACCUGAUGGAAGCGGCUCUACCGUUUCCGGCGAUGAUCUCCAUGGAGUGUAUCAACGUCGGACUCAACACUCUUUUCAAAGCCGCCACCGCCUCCGGCAUGAGCCACCACGUGUUCGUCGUCUAUUCUUACUCCCUCGCCGCGCUUCUCCUCCUCCCUUCUCCCUUCAUCUCUCGCAGAUCCAGGCGUCUACCACCCCUGAGUUUCUCUGUACUUUCCAAGAUCGCGCUUCUCGGACUCAUCGGUUCUUCUUCGCAGAUUAUGGGAUACACGGGAAUCAAUUACAGUUCUCCGACGCUUGCUUCCGCUAUCAGCAACCUUGUUCCUGCUUUCACUUUCAUCCUCGCCGUCAUUUUCAGGAUGGAGAAGGUGGUAUUGAAAAGACAUAGCAGUCAAGCCAAAGUGAUGGGCACCAUAAUAUCCAUAGCAGGUGCCUUUGUGGUCACUCUUUACAAGGGUCCAAGGAUUAUACUCUCUUCAGCGCCCACGGCUCUUUCACUUCACCAUCCAUUACCCUCUUCGCAUUCUAAUUGGGUCAUUGGCAGCCUUCUCUUGACUGCUGAAUACAUCUUGGUUCCCCUUUGGUACAUUGUUCAGACGAGAAUUAUGAAGGAAUACCCAGACGAGGCAACAGUGAUCUUCUUCUACAACUUAACAGUGGCCUUCAUAGCUGCAAUUGUUGGGGUGGUUUUAGAGACAGAUCCAAGCGCUUGGAUUUUGAAGCAGCAUACAGCAUUGGCCUCUGUUUUAUGCUCUGGACUUUUUGGAUCAUGCUUGAAUAAUACAGUUCAUACAUGGGCACUCCGCUUGAAAGGGCCAGUGUUCGUAGCGAUGUUUAAGCCGUUGUCGAUCGUCGUCGCCAUCGUAAUGGGUGUUCUAUUUCUCGGCGAUUCACUAUAUCUUGGAAGUGUUGUUGGAGCAUCCAUAAUAUCCAUAGGGUUUUAUACUGUGAUGUGGGGAAAAGCAAAGGAAGAAAGGGGUGCUGGAGAAGAAAAAGAAGAAGGCCAUACCCAUAAUCUUAAUGGUAACAAGGAAUCACAUGAAGAUCAGAGAGUACCUCUUCUAGGAAGCUACAACACACACAGACACAGUGCAGACAAUGUAUAAAUAUCCAACUUUUAUUCACCUUCCAAGCUAUGGCUAUGGCUAAGCAUGGGAGGAAACUGUACAAUUUGUAGCAUGCCGUGGGUUAGUAAUGAAUGAAAUAUGAGAUUUGAAAUUUUAGCUAAA
Messenger RNA from Cucurbita pepo subsp. pepo (vegetable marrow), 1824 nucleotides. Its product is annotated as WAT1-related protein At3g28050. Gene Ontology annotation, molecular function: transmembrane transporter activity. Gene Ontology annotation, cellular component: membrane. The record is from RefSeq and is a predicted model, not a curated record. NCBI's taxonomy places the organism in Eukaryota, Viridiplantae, Streptophyta, Magnoliopsida, Cucurbitales, Cucurbitaceae.